AUGAGUAGUUCAUCGGCUUUCUCUUUGUCAUCAUCAUCACAAAAAACACUGCACUCAUUCAUUUUGAUACUCUCCGUGGUGAUACGUGGAAUAUUGUUUUAUUAUGAAUUUGAUAAAUCAUUGGAGGAUGAAAUUCACUUUUCUACUCCGACCACAAGUUUCAAACGAUUGAAAGAAGGAUUAUUUCUCUCUCGGAUCGGUCAAUCACCAUAUUCCAGCUCUUCUUUUUUACAACCUCCUCUUACAUUAGCUCCCUUUGCAUUGGCCGAUCAAUUGGCAAGUACAUUCUCAACUCAUCAUGAAAGAAAUUUACAACUUUGGAUGUACCGAUUCAUUUUCAUAAUAUCAGAUCUUGUGGUUGCAUUUUUCGUGUAUGGAAUUGCUAAAAAUUCGGAAUUACUAUUGCAACCUUUUUACAAAAGAGUCACAACAGCAGGAACAUCGAACACCACAACAAAUAGAGCUUCUCGAAAUUUGCCACAAGAAAAUACUCCUUCUCAAAAUUUACCUAUUUUUUUAAUGUCACUGUAUUUAUUGAAUCCUGUAAUGAUUGGAAGUUGUGUGAGCAUGUCGACCAUUGUUUUCAAUAAUUUGUCAAUUGCUGGAGCAAUAUACUUUGCAACAAAAUCGAACAUAGUAUCUAGUACCUUAUUUUUAGCAUUUGGUUCAUAUUUGACGCUGUAUCCAAUUACAUUACUUGUUGGAAUUAUUUUAAUUGUGAGAAGUUUGAAACUGAGACGUAAUGAGCCUGCCAAUAUGUUUGCAAUCUCUGGAAAAAGUAUUAUCAUGCUUCUAUUUUGGACAUGUUGCUUACACUAUGCGUCAAUUUCUCUUCUGGAAAGCAUUAGAGGGGGUGACAGCUUGGAAGCAAAAACUACAAUUCCAACAGAUACCAUAAUUUAUCCAUUCCUCUCAUCAACAUUGGGCACAGUGAUUGGAAUUGAACGAUUGAAUAUUCUCUAUGAAUACUGUUAUCAAUGCUACUAUUAUCCUUUCACCCUUCAAGAUUUAACUCCAAAUUGGGGGACGAUGUGGUACUUCUUCACAGAAGUUUUCAACGAUUUUAAGGCCUUCUUUUUGCUAAUUUUCCACUUGCAUGCAUUUAUUUAUGUCAUUCCUCUCACACUCAGAUUCAAAAACGAUGGAUUAUUUUGGUGCCUCAUUCAGACAGCAAUAAUUUCUGUAUUUAAGGCAUAUCCAUGCUUGGGAGAUUUUUACUUUUACAUGACACUCCUUCUUCUAUUUAUUCACAUCUCCCAACAUAUGAGAUAUGGUUUCUUUAUUGUGAGCAUGUUACUGGCAUCACUUUUCGUGGGACCUAUUUGUUUCAAUACUUGGAUUCACAAGGGUACAGGAAAUGCCAAUUUCUUCUACUUUGUGACUCUCAUCUUUUUAGUUGGAAAUAUUUUACUCAUUGUUGAAUUUGUGUUUGCACGACUGAAAGCCACUCACCUCUACAAAAAGAACCAGUAG
Naegleria lovaniensis is the source of this 1473-nucleotide messenger RNA. RefSeq lists its product as uncharacterized. The transcript has 2 exons. The coding region runs from base 1 to 1473 and encodes 490 amino acids. Gene Ontology annotation, biological process: protein localization to cell surface; attachment of GPI anchor to protein. The record is from RefSeq and is a predicted model, not a curated record. Gene Ontology annotation, cellular component: membrane; GPI-anchor transamidase complex. NCBI's taxonomy places the organism in Eukaryota, Heterolobosea, Eutetramitea, Acrasida, Naegleriidae.